UUCAGAUAAAUUUAGAAUGUCUGUCAGAUGAUUUCACAGUUCUCAUCAAUGGUGUAGGACUCAAUCGGUUCAUAAUGCCCGAAUCUUCUAAAAAACGACACUAUCGUAGUGGAUCUCCGGGAACAGACGACUCGCCCGACAGAAAGAAGAAAAAAAAGAGAGCAGAAAAGGAGCGGAAGACAGAAAAAGACAGAAAAACCAAAAGAUCCAGAUCUCGUUCUGCGGAACAUAAUAGCCGUGCCAGUGGGGCCAGCAGAGGAAGUGGAAAUGGCAGUGGCGGUGGAGGGGGCUAUGAGCAGCAUGAAGGGGGUAGUAGCAGCAGUAGUCGAGGGGGGAUGAAGAGGAGGUCACGCAGCCGGGAGAGGGAAAGGUCACCCGUGAGGGGGGACAGAAAGAGAUCGAGGGAGAAGAAGAAGAACCGAGACAGAAAUGAAGGAGAAAAACAUCACAGGUCUCGCAGAGAUGACAAAGGGAAAAGUGGAAGUGGUGGUGGAGGCUCCUCAUAUCAGGAUAAAGUGGCCCAGAUAUUGUCUUCUGGAAAGAGUCAGGAGGAAAUCCAGAAGGAACUGGAACAGGAGAUGCAGAAGCGCAGAGAAAAAGUUGCACAAUGGCGCUCGGCCAACAAGGACAUCUCUACAGCUGCUCCCAAUGGCUCUUCAAAUACAGCUCUUGCAAAUGGUGGAAAGGGGGCGUUGUCUGGGGGUGUCAAUCAGCAGCAGUCCUGGUCACUGGAGAACGACGAGGAGGACGACUACGAAGCCACCAGCGACGAAGGACCGGACCACGGAACAGGGACCGAAGCCCCCUCCACUAACAAUGCCGGAGAGGGAAGUUCGAACAGUUCUGCUGUGAAACAAAAUGGCGAGGGGGUUAAACCGGGUCCGACUGGGAAUGAAACAAAAGAACCAGAAGCAGUUAAAGAGGAGCCGGAUGAAGAAGUUGACCCACUUGACCAGUUCAUGAUGGAGAUAGACAAAGCAGUAAAACCAAAGAAAUCAGGAGAUGUCGGCCUUUUCAAUUCGACAAACGGCAGUGGCGCCAGCUCGAUGGUGGUGAAGAAAAUGGUGGUGGUGAAGAAAACUGUUGUUUCAGCUCCAACCCUCUCUUCAAGCAGCAGUGCGAGUUCGGGGGGCACACUCACAUCCAGCAAGGGCAAGUUGAGUGCAUUAACCGCCCCCACCUCAGGAACAGCAGCAGUGGGAGGCAGAGGCGGAAGUGUCAAGAACAACAAGCAAGAGAUGAGUGAAGUGGAGAAGAAGAGAGGCGUGUUGAUAGAACAGGGACAGGAUGCGCUAGAAUAUUCGUCGGAAGAAGAGGACAAGGUGACUUUGGGGGAGUUGAAUGCAGCGACAGACCACAAGCGACUGAAACUAGUCCAGGUUGACCACUCCAAGAUCGAGUAUCCUCCCUUCAGUAAACAGUUCUACGUCGAGGUCCCAGAGAUAGCACGCAUGACCAAGGCUGAAGUGAGUAAAUACAGAGAGAAUGAUUUGGAUGGGACGAAGGUGAAGGGCGCAAAUUGUCCCAAACCCAUCAAGUCGUGGGUGCAGGCAGGAGUAUCCAAGUCAGUCCUCACUGUGCUCAAGAAGAACAAGUACGAGGCCCCCACCCCCAUCCAGGCUCAGGCGCUUCCGGUGAUCAUGAGUGGGCGGGACAUGCUGGGCAUUGCACAGACCGGCUGCGGCAAGACACUAGCCUUCGUCAUUCCCAUGAUAAGACACGUCAUGGACCAGGACUUCCUGGAGGAGGGCGAUGGACCCAUAGCUGUACUGAUGACUCCCACUCGUGAACUGGCCCUGCAGACGUUCAAAGAGUGCAAGAAGUUCGCAAAGACACUUGGCCUCAGAGUAGCUUGCGUAUAUGGGGGCACCGGAAUCAGUGAACAGAUUGCGGAGUUGAAGGUGGGGGCAGAGAUUAUAGUGUGCACUCCCGGUCGCAUGAUUGACAUGCUGGCGGCGAACAGUGGCAGAGUCACUAAUCUGAGGCGCUGCACCUACUGUGUGCUCGACGAGGCAGACAGAAUGUUCGACAUGGGCUUCGAACCCCAGGUAAUGCGUAUCAUGGACAAUAUGCGCCCGGACCGACAGACAGUCAUGUUCUCGGCUACCUUUCCGCGUCAGAUGGAGACUCUGGCCAGACGCAUUCUAGACAACCCCAUCGAAAUCCAGGUCGGAGGCAGGUCUGUCGUAUGUCCAGACGUCGAGCAAAACGUGGUCAUAUUGGACGAUGAAGACAUCAAGUUUUACAAGCUACUCGAACUCCUCGGUCUCUAUGCGGAGAAGGGUAGCUCUUUGGUGUUCGUGGAGCGACAAGAGGACGCUGACAAGCUGUUGAAGAGACUCAUGGACGCCUCCUACUCCUGCCUGGCUUUACACGGGGGUCUGGACCAGUAUGACCGGGACUCCGUCAUCCAGGACUUCCGAAUGGGAGUGUGUUCUCUCCUCAUCGCCACCUCAGUAGCUGCCAGAGGUCUGGACGUGCGCAGUCUGUAUCUAGUCGUCAACUAUGACUGUCCAAGUCAUUACGAGGAUUACGUGCACAGAUGCGGUCGUACGGGGAGGGCGGGCAACAAAGGUGUGGCGUACACCUUCAUCACCACAGACCAGGGCAAAUUGUCUGGGGACAUAGUGCGUGCAUUUCAACUAUCCAAAGUAGAGUUGCCUCGAGAACUGCAGCAGCUGUGGGACGAGUACGUCGCAGAACAGAAGGCACUAGGGAAGGAGGUAUACCGUACUGGUGGAUUUGGAGGGAAGGGCUUCAAGUUCGACGAAAGUGAGCGGGAGAUGGACUUAGAGAGGAAGAAACUGCAGAAGAUAUCACAUGGCAUGGGCGAAUCAGACGACGAGGACGACCACAUUAUCGAGAGCAAGAUUGAGCAGAUGUUUGAGACGAAGAAGAGCGUGAAGUCAGUGGAGCCGAGUAUGGAGGAGAAGGCUCAAUUGGCAGAACAGAUGCGACUGGCAGAACAGGCUCAGAAAACACUCGACGCACCCGUCAUAUUCACGGGUAACCAGAACAUAGACAAUAAGAUGAAACAGGCGAGAGAACUGGCCAUGAAGAUGCUGAAGAAUCCACAGCAGGCGUCCAAAUUCUCGGCUGAGAUGACCAAUGCCAUCCACAGGCCUCAAGUGCCCGCUACAGGCUCCAACGCCAUAACCACACCCAACAACAUGAACAAAGACAACUCUUCGUUUAUGGAUGCGGCCAAUGCAUUCCUCAGGACCGGCUCUUUCUCCACUGGCAGCAGCAGCAAAUCAGCGGCUGAGCAGGCAGCGGAGAAGCUGAACCGGAAGCUCAACUACCAGAGGUCUCUCACAGACUCCUCAUCCUCCUCCUCCCUCUCCGCCUCUUCCGCCCACCAGAUGGAAGUGGAUGCACACAUGAUGACCAAGUACGAGGAAGAGCUGGAGAUCAAUGAUUUCCCCGCCACCGCCAGAUUCAAGGUACUGUCGCGUGAGACUCUCACUCACCUGGCCGAGUACUCUGACUGCAUGAUCACGGUGAAGGGACAGUACUACCCCAGCGGACACACGCCGCCCGAGGGAGAGAGGAAACUGUUCCUCGCCAUCGAAAGUAUCCACGAGAGAGGCGUGGCCAUUUGCAAAGCGGAGUUGAUCAGAAUAAUCAAGGAAGAACUUGUGCGAUUGCAAACAAACCAAGGCACGAGGCAGCAAGGACGCUACAAAGUUGUUUGAACCCAGGAAUGCGCAUGCAUUUCGGACCCAUCUUCAUCAGAGAAUUGAUUGUCGACCCCUGAUUCAGAAAUUUGUAGCCAUGCAGUUUCAUUUAUGAUGAUUGAUGAUGUAUUUUGUUUUCACUAUUUCUCACAGUUAAUAUUUAGAGCUAAAAAUAUGAACGAUUUUUUUCUGAAUAGGCUGCAAUUUUCGAUGUGGAAGUACGAUACUUGGGUCAUUUUAUUUAAAAGAAGGAUAAAUUAUCCUGUCAUUUCACAAGCAUAGCUUGUGUUAUAGUAUUAACGUUCUUUUUUUCAACCUAGGGCGCAAAUAUUGUUGCGAUGCAAUUGUUUCGACAAAAUGUGUUCAUUUUGAAAGUGUUCAUUUUGAUCCAGGUUUUAAGUACAGCCAAUGCUAAGGAUAUUAACACAGAAUAUUAUAUUACAAAUAACACUUAGCUUCAAGGCAUCAUGGAUCUGUAGCGGAGAGGUAGGGAGGGAGACCAGCAGCAAAAUAAGAGGGUUCGAACCUGGGCAGGGUCGGAUGUUUUAAUGAACGUUUUCGUAUACUAGUUUAAAUGCGUACGCUCUAUAAAUUAAGACAUGUUAGUUGGUAAUUUUUUUUUUAAUUGACUGGUACUGCGCCAAUGCGUCUUAAUUGGCUUGCGUCACUUAGCAAUUAUGUAGACUCAUAAUUGGCGUGCGUCUCGAAAUUUUGUAGACUCAAAGUUUUACUCAUUCUCCCAGUAGCAUUAUCGGUCAUAUUUUUGCUUGUGUAUGCGAUGUGCAUUUUCGCCUGUGUUUAAAUCAUCAAAAGCGAAAAUCUUAUACGCACCCACUAGUACUAUAUCUGAAAUAGGAGCCACAAACGGAUCUAGGGGUUCAAUAUAAGCUGUUUGGCUGUGGAUUAUUCAACAUCAAAUACGUUUUCUAAAUGGAAUGCAAAUUAGUCUCGAAUCACAAAACUGAAAUUAGCGCGAAAAAACGUAAAUCAUUUGUUAAUAGUCGAUGAACGUAGUUAGACUCUUAUUUAGGUCGCGAUGACUUUUUUCGGGAAAGUCUUGCAAUUUGUUCAGGCUCAAAUUCACUUUUUCGCGUGUUGUCUUUUGGUUUACUUUUUUGUUCAGUUUAUUUCCUUUGUUUAAACUUGCGAAGCGAGUGUAUUAGUACGAACCUUCUGUUUUUUAUAGCCUAAGUCGCAAAUAUUGGUACCACUUUUGGGGCAACUUAACAGCUUUUUAAAAGCAUGUCUUUGACAUUCGAAUAGUAACAAGUCCACAGAGUAGAUGCAUUUUUAAUUUAUCAAAUGAACCGAAAAAAAUUGGUUUGUUUCAAACAACAUGGCAAUAAUGAAACCGCGAUUUCAGAAAUUUUCUAACUCAUAUAUCGCAAUCUUCUGAAAUGCAUAAUUUGUUCAUAAUGUGGCUUUAUGCUUUGCAAUAUGUUUCAUGCAAAAUUAGUGUUGAUACCUUCAGUUUGUUAUAUUCAAAAUUAUUACUUGCGAAAUUGAGUCUAUUUUUAUUUGGUGCCACUUUUGCUGAAUGGCGCUGCCACUUUUGCUGAAUGGCAUUGGGAAUCUAUAAGCAUAUGUAGCUGUUUUAUUCGUGACUAGUGUUUGUCGGUUGGUAAGCUUCCGUGGUUGAGUGGGAAGUGCGUAAGACUCAAAGUCUUUUGAUUGCAGUAGGUCGCAGAUUCGAAUCCUACACGUAGCCUAGUUUUUGCUAAUUCGAAGCUUAUUUUCACCUUUUCUUAUUUCACUUGAUAGAGCUGCUUUUUGGUCGUGUUCUCGCAAGUGUUUGCAAAACGCAGCUUCGCCUCUGUGUGAAACGAAGGCAAAUUCCACUAUCGAUCAGCGAACGUAAAAGGGAACGAAAAAUGUGAUCGACGUCUGGUUUCGAAAAUUGAGUUUGAUUUUCAGCUUUCCCAGCUAAAUAAAAAAUUUACCUAUUGAUCGAGUUUUCUCAGGCGUAAAUUCAUCGAAAAAGUGCCAUCAUAAUUUGUUUUAGAUAUUCGAAGAGCUUGAAGGGCAUCUAAUUUUUCUUCAAAUUUCGAAAGUUGCAAAAUUGAGUCUAUUUUAUUUGGUACCAGUUUUGCUGAAUGGCAUUGGCAAUUUAUUAGCAUAUGUAGCUGCUUUAUUCGUGACUAGUGUUUGUCGGUUGUUAAGCUUCCGUGGCUGAGUGUAAAGUGCGUGAGACUCAAAAUCACUUGAUUGCAGUAGGUCGCAGAUUCGAAUCCUACACGUAGCCUAGUUUUUGCUAAUUCUAGGCUUAUUUCCACUUCUCCUUAUGACACUUGAUAGAGCUGCUUUUUGGUCAUGUUCUCGCAAGUGUUAGCAAAGCGCAGCUUCGCCUCUAUGUGAAAGGAAGGCAAAUUCCAGUAUCGAACAGCGAACGUUAAAGGUAACAAAAAACGUGAUUGACUUCUAGUUUCGAAAAUGGAAUUUGAUUUUUAGAUUUCCCAGCGAAAUAAUAAAUUUACCUAUUGAUCGAGUUUUCUCGAAUUGGCGUAAUUUCAUCGAAAAAGUGCCAUCAUAAUUUGUUUUAGAUAUUCGAAGAGCUUGAAGGGCGUCUAAUUUUUCUUCAAGUUUCGAAAGUUGAGGU
Symsagittifera roscoffensis is the source of this 6273-nucleotide messenger RNA. Its product is annotated as probable ATP-dependent RNA helicase DDX46. Gene Ontology annotation, molecular function: RNA helicase activity; RNA binding; ATP binding. The transcript has 23 exons. The record is from RefSeq and is a predicted model, not a curated record. NCBI's taxonomy places the organism in Eukaryota, Metazoa, Xenacoelomorpha, Acoela, Convolutidae. Bases 75 to 3695 code for a protein of 1206 amino acids.